Molecule: messenger RNA, 2219 nt
Organism: Etheostoma cragini (Arkansas darter)
Lineage: Eukaryota; Metazoa; Chordata; Actinopteri; Perciformes; Percidae
Gene: clmpa
Product: CXADR-like membrane protein
Exons: 7
Coding region: 477-1676 (399 amino acids)
Cellular component (GO): membrane; cell surface; cytoplasmic microtubule
Source: RefSeq, a predicted model, not a curated record
AGGCUACAAUGUCCUCUUUGUCCCUUAGGAGGACACAUGGAACAGAGGUGUACGCCCAUAUCAACUGUAGAGGUCCCCAUUUUACCGGCUGCUGCAGGCAGGCGGGCGGGCACACCUUGCUGCAUCCUCUCUUUGGGUUUACACGCAGUGGACAGAGAGGAUACAGCCGAAAAUACAGGAGGGACAUUCGGGCAGGGAGGGUUCGGCGGGGACACACAUGCAGGGUGAAUAGGGCGGGGACACACGGGCAGAGAGGAUACGGCGGGGACACACGGGCAGGAGAAGCGGCUCUGCUGGAGCUCACAUGCUGCGCUGCGCUUCCGUCAAUGAGCGAGCACGCUGCCGCUGUAUGAAAGAGACGAUGCUCACCCUGCCGUUAGCUCUGUGAAGUCCAACACACUCAUACACACCACACUCUUUCUUUCUCUCUCUCACUCUCACUCUGUCCUGCUGGAUCUAUUGUGCUGGAUGCCGGAAUGCCUGCUGCUCCUCUCCCCGCACUGUUCCUGGUUCUGCUGGGUGUUCUGACGACAUGUGCCCAGACGGAGAUGAAGGGGGUUGUUGGAGAUAAUGCCACACUGCCCUGCCACCAUCAGUUCUGGGUGGGUGAUGACCCCACACUUGACAUUGAGUGGCUGCUUCUCAAGCCAACAAACAGGCAGAGAGUGGUGAUCACCUACUUUGCUGGACGGGUUUUUGACCCAAAUGAAGCAGAGCGUAGCCGUGUAGCCCUUGCUGGAGAGUUCUUAAAAGGUGACGCCUCUCUGCUGAUCACUGACUUGUCUCUAACAGACUCAGGAGAGUACAGCUGCAAAGUCAAGACUGGUGCACAAUACCAUUGGAGCACCAUCAGCCUUAUAGUGCUCGUAAAGCCAUCCAAGCCACGGUGCUGGAUGGAGGGCAAACUGUUGGAGGGUGGUGAUGUUAAGAUGAGCUGCAAGUCUGCUGAUGGCUCUGAUCCCAUACACUACAAAUGGGAGAGGCUAUUGGACAAGGGCAAGUAUGCUGGCAAGCUGCCUCCACUGGCCCUGAUAGAUUUGAAAAACCCAGAGAUUGUGACGUUAAGGAACUUGACCAAGGACAGCACUGGUGUCUACAAAUGCUCAGCCAGCAACGAUGUGGGAGAGCAGAGCUGCACCGUGGAGGUCAAGAUACACUAUGUAAGGAGCAUGGGUGUGGUAGCGGGGGCCGUGGUUGGCGUGUCCUUUGGAGUCGUCCUUAUCGUCCUUAUCGUCUGGUUGGUGUUCCGCAAAAAGGAGAUGAAGAAAUAUGAAGAAGAAGAGACCCCAAAUGAAAUCAGGGAGGAUGCAGAGGCUCCCAAAGCCAAACUGGUGAAGCCCAACUCCCUCUCGUCGUCCCGCUCUGGCAGCUCUCGCUCAGGCACCUCCUCCACUCAGUCCAUGGUGCACAACAUGGGGCUCCGAGGCCCACGAGCGUGUGUUCCUGCUGUGGCAGCCCUCAAGGAAAACUGCCAAGCCUCCUCCUUCCCUCAGUCUCCACCUGGCUACAAUCAGACCGUUCCCAAGACUCCUGAACCACGCUCAACGCUAACCUCCACGUCUACCUCCAACUGCAAGCCCAGCCCUCCCCCUAAGCUGAGUCCUGGAAACCUGAACCGCAUGGGGGCCACGCCUGUCAUGGUCCCUGCCCAAACCAAGGCCUUCCAGACUGUGUAGAAGAUGCGAAGACACAGAGGAAAAGACCAAGGCAGCCUCAGGACACGGCGACUAACUGAAACCCAGGAUUUAGACUCUGACAUAGAUCCAGUUAUAUUAUCUAGAAAUAUUCCCACCAUUUCGCUAUCUGAUGGAUACUUUCAGCCAUUCAACUCUCACACAGGCACCUGAGCAACAUGUGCCAUAGACUGAUUUUCCGAAGUCAAGGAGGUGUCGAAACUGAAGAUACAGUAGUCUUAUGGAAGGAGAGGAUUGCAUAAGCCAGGGAGGGAAUGGGGAUGAGGUAAUGUAAUGUGAGGAAGUCCAAAGCGCCCAACCAGACUCACAUUUAAUCAACGUAUUACAUGACAUGGCAGCGUCAUUCUUUUCGCUGAAGACAACAUAGUUUACGUGCAGGUUGUCCCAGUACAUAAACAGGAUGAAUGGCCCUGAUUGUAUAAACAGACUUAAGUGGACGCUUCAUAUAUCCAUCCAUACAUGUGUCAUAUAUUUUUUUAAUGUUGACGUAAAUUAUACUGAGCCACUGCUUCCUCUGUGCCGACU